Messenger RNA from Dioszegia hungarica, 1095 nucleotides. RefSeq names its product putative d-arabinitol 2-dehydrogenase. The record is from RefSeq and is a predicted model, not a curated record. Bases 1 to 1095 code for a protein of 364 amino acids. Gene Ontology annotation, molecular function: oxidoreductase activity, acting on NAD(P)H, oxygen as acceptor. NCBI's taxonomy places the organism in Eukaryota, Fungi, Basidiomycota, Tremellomycetes, Tremellales, Bulleribasidiaceae. Gene Ontology annotation, cellular component: intracellular anatomical structure. The transcript has 10 exons.
AUGGCGAGCAUGAUCCGCGCUACCACCAUGACUGCUCGAGCGGUUUCACGAUCCUCUCUAUCGCUCCGGCCCACUCAACUCCCUCUGCUCCUCCGCGGAUUCGCCGAUUCCAAAGCACUCGCCCAGAGCCCCCAGGACGGGCAGUACUCUGCAGGCUACGACAAGCACCGCAAGGAGGUGACACCGAAGCUUGCUGGCGUCAGUGGAGAGUUUGAGUUCGCACACAAGCAACCAAAAGCUGGCGACGACAUCGGACACGAUGUCCAAGGUCCCGGCCACGGUAAGCACUCCAAGCGAACUCUUGCCAGUUUGAGUAUGGAUGGCAAAGUCUGCGUCGUGACAGGUGCGGCAAGAGGUCUCGGAAACAUGAUGGCACGGACCUUUGUGGAGAGCGGUGCCGAUGCUAUCGUGCUCAUCGAUCUCAAACAGGCCGAUGCCGAGGCUGCUGCGAAGGAUCUGACAGACUGGUUCGUGGAGCACGGUGAUGCCCAACCGGGAGAGAUCAAAGCGAUUGGUCUAGGCUGCGACGUGUCUAGCGAAGCGAGCGUCAAAGCUACCUUCGCCAAGAUUAAGGAAGAGUUCGGUCGCGUUGACGCCUGUGUGACUGCUGCUGGCAUUGUCGAGAACUUUGUCGCCCACGAGUACCCGACCGACAAAAUUCGCAAGCUGCUCGACAUCAACAUCAUGGGCACUUGGUUCUGCGCUCUGGAAGCCGCCAAGCUCAUGCCAGAAGGGGGGUCGAUCACCAUGAUCGGAAGCAUGUCUGGAUCGGUCGUGAACGUUCCCCAACCUCAAACUCCAUACAACUUCUCCAAAGCUGCUGUGCGGCACAUGGCUAGAUCGCUUGCUGUCGAGUGGGCCACUCAAAACAUUCGCGUGAACUGCAUCUCACCCGGUUAUACCCUGACCAACCUGACCAAGGUGAUUCUCGACGCCAACACCAAGCUCCGAGACGAAUGGCUUCACCGUAUUCCCAUGGGACGAAUGGCAGACCCCUCCGACUUGAAGGGCGCAGUCAUCCUCCUCGGGUCGGACGCCAGCAAGUACAUAACCGGGGCAGAGAUCACCAUCGACGGGGGUUACACGUGCUUGUAA